AUGACCGUCCCAACGCUCACCACCGGUAACAUCCUCCUGUCCUUUGGGGUGGCAGCGCUCGCUGUAGUCUCAUGGAAGCUGGUCUCAAUCCUCAUCAAUAUCGUUUCGUCGCCUCUACGUAACAUCCCGGGGCCUCCCAAUUCGAGCUGGGUGUAUGGUAACAUGAAGGAGAUCUUCAAGGAGGAGCAUACGGUUAUGCACGAGGCUUGGGUCGCAACGUACGGCAAUACCAUUAAAUACAAGGAAUGGUUCUCGCGCAAUAAGUUAUGCACCGUCGACACACGUGCACUGAACUAUAUCCUCAGUCACUCUAACAAGUACCAGAAGUCUUCUGUCGCGCGCUUCAUACUGGGCGAGGUCUUGGGCGAUGGCCUCUUUGUCGUCGAAGGCGAACAGCACCGUAAACAGUUGUGCCAAUUCUGGCGCAACGAGAUCUCGAAGAGCGGGGAGCCCGCUCGCAUCAAUGUUCUAAACGGGCUUAACAAGAUGACCCUGGAUGUCAUUGGACUAGCAGGCUUCAAUUAUGAUUUUGAUGCGCUGAACAUCGAUGGGAAGCCAAAUGAACUUAACCAAGCGUUCAGCGUCAUGUUCAGGUCCCUCGAGAGCUUUUCUAUGUUCUCCUUGCUCAAGGCAUUCAUUCCCGCGCUACGGCUCAUCCCUGACAGUCGGUCGCAACGCAUAGCAAACGCUCGGAAGGUCAUGCGACGCAUGGGCAUGAAGCUCAUCACCAAGAAGAAAUCAGAGAUUCUGCGCCUUGCCGCUGAUGGGGAGAAGGAGAAGGGUAACCUGCAGAGCCGCGACGUCCUGACGCUGUUGAUCAAGGCAAAUAUGGCUACCGAUCUCCCUGAGAGCCACAGGUUGUCCGACGAGGACGUGUUGGCUCCUUCCUUGUCGCCGGCCAUGAGACGUCGAGCAACGCGACGGCUUAGUAACAUCCCGACCGAGAACCCAACCAUAGACGAGCUGAACGAGCUUCCUUACCUCGACGCCGUCGUCCGUGAAACCAUGCGCGUGCACGCACCCAUACCCUCGACGGUCCGGGUCGCAAUGACGGACGACGCGAUUCCGCUCGACACGCCGUUCGUCGACGUCCACGGCCAGGUGCAGGACAGCAUCAGGGUUAGAAAGGGCGACCCGAUCUUCAUACCCAUCCUCGCCAUGAACAGGUCAAAGGCGCUCUGGGGCGAGGACGCCUUCGAAUUCAAGCCUGAGCGCUGGGAGUCCGUUCCAGACGCUGUGCAGCAAAUUCCAGGCGUGUGGGCGAAUCAAUUGAGCUUCCUGGGCGGCCCACGCGCCUGCAUCGGCUAUCGCUUCUCCGUUACUGAGAUGAAGGCUCUGAUAUUUGCGCUCGUGCGAUCGUUCGAGUUCGAGCUCGCGGUGCCCCCGGAAGAGGUCAUCAAGAAGUCGACUCCGGUACAGCACCCCCUUGUUCGCAGCGAGAUGAGCAAGGGUGGCCAGCUGCCGCUAUUGAUCAAGCCGUACCACCGGAUUUGA
Molecule: messenger RNA, 1494 nt
Organism: Postia placenta MAD-698-R-SB12
Lineage: Eukaryota; Fungi; Basidiomycota; Agaricomycetes; Polyporales; Adustoporiaceae
Exons: 11
Coding region: 1-1494 (497 amino acids)
Molecular function (GO): monooxygenase activity; heme binding; iron ion binding
Source: RefSeq, a predicted model, not a curated record